This is a messenger RNA of Aspergillus vadensis CBS 113365, 1430 nucleotides long. RefSeq lists its product as uncharacterized. The transcript is spliced from 4 exons. The record is from RefSeq and is a predicted model, not a curated record. The coding region runs from base 394 to 1167 and encodes 257 amino acids. Lineage: Eukaryota; Fungi; Ascomycota; Eurotiomycetes; Eurotiales; Aspergillaceae.
UCUAUCCCUCCCGUAUAGCACCGUUUCCUAUCUUCAAUUGUUGGUCAUCGGUGCCUACACUGACUGCUCUUGCCGUAUUGGUAAUGUCGUCGUCGCACUUUCCAAAACGACACCAUUCGCCCCGGCGACACAACCCUGUCAACACACACAACACGUUCGAAUUCUUUUUAUCUUUCUCCUCAAAUCCUUUUCUUCUUCUUCUCCUUCUUCACCUCUUUUCUUCUCUCCCAACUCUCUCCCCAGUCGUCCACCCGUCCUCCUUCCGUCUUUCCCCAGUCUUUCUAUCAAGGUUCCAUCAUCAAGAAUCCUGAACUUCAUCAACUCUUCGUCUAGUUCCUGUUCUUUUCUACUCAAAGAAUCUUUGCUUCAAAGCGUUGUAUUCUAAGAUCAAAAAUGAACGUGAACUACCUGAUCAUCCUUGCCAUCUGGCUCCUCGCCAGUAUCGGCUGCAGUGCUAAUAUCGCCGAUGAUCUUGUGCGUGUUUACUAUGAGAUGACUGAGGCUGCCUUCGCUCCUCACCACGCGGUCAUCGUCCCUAAGUCCAACAAUCGUAGGCCCAAGCCCAACAAGGCCGAGGGAGUUGGCAAAACCCGUAACGAUGACAUCUUGACCGUGACUAUCUGCGAGACGGAGACUCCAGUGGCUCCCACCGUCGGAACCCUAUCCCUCCCUACAGUCGUCACCGCGCCUACCUUGAUUCCGACUGUUGUCGUGACGGGUGUUCCAACUAUGACUAGUGUUGCCACUGAGGUUCCUUCGGGACUUACUACUGAAGUUCCUGUUGGAAACCCAACCGAGGUCCCUACCGGUCAAUCUCACGUCAACUCUGAUACCACUUUUGUGUCAGUCACCAGGUCUGUGGCCACUGGACAUUCAUCCGUCAUGACUGGAAUUCAGACUGUCCCUGACACCACUGUGCCCCAUCCUACCUCGUCCGGGACUCAUAGUGCUCCCAGUGAUGAGAAUGAUUCUAUCAUUUCUUCAGUUAGUUCUGGAGAGCAGCAUGGAAAUCACACAGUCAGCACUGAUACCACUGCAUCGACUGGCACCCGCACUCAUGCGCACCCCUCGUUCCCCACCACCAACGAGGCCAAUGACUAUGAGGGCAUGGCGUCGUCCGCCUUUGCGUUGGCAGUUGCCUUGGCUUUUAGUCUCGUGCGUAUCUGAAGAUGUUUCUUUCGCUUACCAGCAGUUCUUUGAAAUUCGUUCCCAGCUGAGCUGUGUACGAUGACCUGGUGGUGUUGAACUUAAUCUUCAGAUGAAGCGUGCUUCUUUCUUUCUCUGUUUCUUUCAUUUUAUUUGCUCUAACGUUAUGUCGAGAUGCGCCUCACAAGAGGUUGCCAUUUGAAUUCCUCAACGGAGUGUUGUAACUAAUAUCGCGGCAAGAUACCGCUUGAUCUAAUUCAAAGCCUUACGGGCCUUAACACUUG